AUGUUCAACAAGCUAUCGUGUUGUGGUGCCAUGAAUGUUGAAGGCUCUAAACAAGAUGUUGAAAAAGGUGAGAGUUCAUCCAUGCCCAAAAGACCCGGAAAAGCUAUUGAACUCACUGAUCAAGGUAUUAAUUCAGAGAAGCAGCCCCAAAAAAAUGGUGACAAACCUCCAAAUAUUCCGAUAGUUGGUGAGGGGUCUUGCAUCUUCAUGAUCCCCCAAAGCCUGAAGAAGAUCCACCACAAAGGAUAUAUACCUGAGUUAGUCUCAAUAGGUCCUUACCAUCACAACGCAGACCAUCUCAAGAUGAUCCAGGAGCAGAAACAUAGAUUUCUGAAUCUUUUCCUUGAUAAUGCCACAGAGAAGGGUGUCACUAAAACCGAUUUGGGCAACAAAAUAAAGGGGAUAGAGAACGUUAUAAGGAGCUCUUAUUCUGAUGAUAAGAUUGUUGGGAAGCUUAAUCAAGAUCAACUCAUCGAUAUGAUGCUUCUCGAUGGUUGUUUCGUUCUCAUGUUAUUCUUUUUCGAUGCAAGCAGAGUUUCAAGAGAGAAGUCACCGGAUGAUCAGAUUUUGAAUACGCCAUAUAUUCUUCCGACUAUCCGGAGCGAUCUUCUUCUUUUGGAAAACCAGGUUCCAUUCAUUCUUCUUGAAACUCUUUUCAAAGCAUCCAAUAAGUCUUCUUUGGGUUUAGGAAGCUUGAACGAUCUUGCGUUCACGUUCUUUAACUUUUCAAUGGACAAACCAAAAGCAUAUUGGGAAAAACACAACCAAUAUAAAGCAAAACAUUUACUUGAUCUGAUUCGUAAAACUCUUAUCCCCAUUUCAUCCUCAAAUGGUGGCUCUUACGAUGCUACAAAGCCAUCACAAGAUAAUGAUUCUCAAUCUUUUACAAGAUUGAUCCUCUCGGCAAAGAGACUCCGUCUCCAAGGAAUAGAGUUCAAGGCCUCUCAUGAUCCUUCCUUUUCAAACGGGUGUUGUGCCAAGAUGUUUUGUUGUUUGUCUAAUGAGUAUCAUGCAUUUAUCCCGAAGAGACAGCAAGAAGAAACAAUAUUGGAGUUACAAUUAAAGGGAGAUGAGCUUCAAAUACCGCUAAUAGUCUUUGAUGAGUUCAUCAGCUCAGUAUUGCUAAACUGUGUAGCUUUUGAGCAGUUAUCUCUGAAAUGUUCCAACGAUGUAACCAGUUAUGUCGUUUUCAUGGGAUGUCUGAUGAGUGACGAGGUAGAUGCUACCUACCUAAGUGAGAAAGGAAUCAUCGAAAACUAUUUUGGGAAUGGGAAUGAUGUCUCUCAGUUCUUCAAAAACAUCAGCAGUGGUGUCGCCUUUGAUAUGAAUAAGAGUUACCUGAAAGAAGUGUUCAAAGGGAUCAACAAGUACACUUCAAAGAGACGGCAUGUAGAGUGUGCAAGGUUUAUGCGACUUCACUUUGAUUCUCCUUGGACUUGCAUGUCAUCUGCUGCUGUAUUGAUUAUUCUUUUGCUUACAAUAUUCCAGGCUACUUUUGCAGCCCUUAGUUAUCUUCACCCUCCUAAGGAACCAAAAGAUAAAGGCACUUGA
Microthlaspi erraticum is the source of this 1551-nucleotide messenger RNA. The record is from the annotation of a GenBank genome assembly. Lineage: Eukaryota; Viridiplantae; Streptophyta; Magnoliopsida; Brassicales; Brassicaceae.